This is a messenger RNA of Penicillium brevicompactum, 1845 nucleotides long. Its product is annotated as 3'-5' exonuclease. Gene Ontology annotation, molecular function: nucleic acid binding; exonuclease activity. NCBI's taxonomy places the organism in Eukaryota, Fungi, Ascomycota, Eurotiomycetes, Eurotiales, Aspergillaceae. The coding region runs from base 1 to 1845 and encodes 614 amino acids. The transcript has a single exon. Gene Ontology annotation, biological process: rRNA processing; ribosomal large subunit assembly. The record is from RefSeq and is a predicted model, not a curated record. Gene Ontology annotation, cellular component: nucleus.
AUGGCGUCAACCAAACCAGCAGAUGAAAAAUCAUUCGCCUGCCCUGGCUGCCAAAAGGGAAACUUUAAAAGUCUUCAUGCUGUCAAAGUGCAUUUUGAAGCCAAAGGCCAUCCGCUCAAAUGUGCACCAUGUGACUCAUCCUUUGACAGCCUGAAAACAUUACUUGGACACUGUGCAAGACAUGGGAAGCCCGCUGAUACAGCCCCAAAGCGCGUACAAAAGCAAGAACAGGGUUCGGUUCCUUCCAUGGCUCAAUCCUCGACGCCUGUGGAUUCGGUUCCGUCGCGCAAGUCGAAGAAAGGCCAGCAGCUCCAAAAUCAAGAGAAUAUACCUACUUCAUCAGCCCCAAUGAAUCCUCCGAAGCAGGAGCAGGACCUUGGUCAACCUAGACCUCAGUCUUCAAAGCCUGUGGACCCAAUGCCGUCGCAAAAGUCGAAGAAGCUUCAGCAACCCAAAAAGCAAGAUAAUCAAAAUAAUCCCGUCGACAUUUCUGAGAAGCAAGCAUAUAAAUUUGCCCAGAAGUUUCUCAAGGGUCAAGAUCUAUCAACUGUGAAGCCAGUGGAUCCGACACCGGGGGGGCCCGCCAACUCAAAGCCAACCCCAAGCCCCCGAAAGGCUGAAAAGGCAAAGGAAAAGGCAAAGGCAAAGGCUGAGAAGACGAAAGAGCGCCCGAAAGCAAAGAAGCCAGUAGAAAUACUAGCUCGACCGCGUCCACAGUCCCCUUUGCGCUCUGUCUUCUCGGGUGAGCCUAAGCCUCGAGGCAAUCCCUCAUUCGGCUUCGGCGACACACUCCUCGAUACUUCCGAACGUGAACGCGAAACCGCGCGUAACGCAGUUCAAGCAUCACAAAAUGAGAACCACCAUGUCACACUCGAAUUGCUGGAGCAAAACCUGAUCUUCCGCUACUUGCUGGCUCGUUGUCAUUCAGACACCCGUCUGGCUAAACAUGGCUUUACCUUCCAGCCGGGUCUGAACGAAAGCCAUAAGCGCCCAUCAAAGCAAUGCCCUAUCAAGAGAGGACUCUUCCGUGAAGUCCCUCGGUUCUCGUCGGAUAAUGUGCCGAAACGGCGCGCAAUCGUACUCGAUUGUGAGAUGGUGCAAGUUGAAGAAGGCCGUCGAGAACUGGCAUUUUUGAGCGCAAUUGACUUCUUGACCGGCGAGGUGCUGAUUGAUAACUAUGUGCAACCUAACUCUAGAGUGGUGAACUGGGACUCUCGAUUCAGCGGCGUCACUCCGAGUGCCAUGAAUAAGGCUGUCAAGAAAGGGACGGCUCUGAGAGGUUGGGAGGGCGCACGCUCAAAGCUGUGGAGCUUCAUGAACAGCGAUACCAUUCUUGUCGGCCAUUCACUCAAUAAUGAUCUGGAUGUUUUAGGCAUGAUCCACUGGAACAUUGUCGAUUCAUCAAUCAUGACCAGUGAAGCCGUGUUCCUGAAUCUCCACUCGGGAGAACAACUCACCCGCACAUGGGGACUGAAGACUCUCACCACUGAGUUAGUCAACUACGACAUCCAAGUCGGUAAACAGGGCCACAGCGCUCUCGAAGAUGCCCAAGCUACACGAGAUGUUGUGAUUUGGUGCAUUCGAUACCCAGAGCUCUUGAAGGUUUGGGCCGAUAAUGCCAGAGAAGAAGAGAAUAUGCGCGUGGCCGAAAGAGACAUGAAGAGGAUAACAGAGAGAGAGCAGCUUGAGGAUCAAAGACGACUGGAAAUGGAGUCCAGAGUUCACGCACUGUCGCAGGGUCUCACCGACAUGGCUGUUGCUGCUCCUGCCGAUGAAUCGGAUGAAGAGCCGUAUCAUAUGGUGAACACGGGCUAUGUUUCCGUUCAAUCGGUUGAAUACUUUUGA